UUAAACUGUUAUUUGUAAUCAUUUUGAGAGUUCCCUACAAUGUGUUCUUAUUGAUUAACUUUCUGCUGUUUGCAAUCAAUGUUAUUAUGUUUCUCAAAUAUUAAUUUGCAGUGUGGUACCUAGUGAUGUGGCCUUUAUCGCCGCUAGUUUUUCGUAGUCUUUCAGAAUCUGGAUCAUUUGUCCUUAAAUUAUUUCCACCCUCACCAUACUCCAUCAGCUGUAAAUCAUUUCAGAGGUGUUUUAAGUCUAAAAACUCGACAAAUUACACUUGCUACCUUACCAGGUCGUCCGCAGACGAGGAAAAACUUUUUGACAUCGCCUUAAACGGUCCAUCAUUGACACAACCAAGAUCUAGUGAUACAAAUAAACCAGAAAGUAUUUCCAAAACUUUACUGACUGAAUCUAAUUUAAGAAGAAAAAUAAGCAACAAUAAUGGCUUUAACAAUGGACUUCACACAAAAGUUAAUGAUGGAGCAUACAAAGAUAGAUUUGAUAGUCUGCGAGAUGAUAAAUCGAAAGAUAGAACUUUACAAAUCGAUGAAAAAUUUCGCCUGCAUUUGGAAGGCAAAACACCUAGUCAAAUGGUUGAUAUUCUUAGAACCUACCGACACUUGAUUGAUCUGGGCCGCUUGAAGACUUUCAUUAAACAAAUUAGCUGUGCGGGUUACAUCUAUGAAUAUCAUUUAUCUCCUGAAGAAUUUGAAUUAAUUCAUAAUAUGUUGUUGGCUUUUCCAGAGAUGACAUCAGACAUAUCCAAUCUAACCGAUGUUUCCUGUUUUGUGUCCCAGCUUCGUGUUGACUCAAAAAUACCUAUGCUUCAGUACAUUGCUAAGCAAAUGAUCAGGAAGAUAGAUGAGCUAUCAUUUGAUGAAGUCUUUAAUCUCUACAAAAGUUUACAAGCAAUUAGAGUUCCAUUACUUGAAGAAGGAUCGGACAUAACUGGCCAAUUUGAUGUACUUAAUGAUGAUGUGCUUCGAGCUAGACAUCUUUUAAUAUCCAAUGUUGCCUUUCGAGUAGAAACUUCUCACUUUGAUGAAACAGAUAUCGUUACUUUGUGUGAAGUAUUUCGCCGGAUCAACAAAGAAUUAUUUGCGAAGGAAGCAAUUGAUAUUCUUUCAAAAUCAAUCGUUAGUAUGAGCAGUUAUAUGCGGAGUAAAAACUCUACCGAUAUUAUUGCUGGUUUAACUUCAACCAAUGGUGCGAAAAUAUUGAGCGCAGUUGUAGCCUCCAAAGACAAAGCGGCAAUCAAAAGAUAUCGCGAUUUAAUUGAUUUAUCAGUGGUUAUUACUGGUCGAUUAACGAAUUCAAAUAUGAGAGCAAAUCCUUCGAGUACUCAAUAUAUUUCUGAUUGUUUCUUUCGGAUGCUACUCAAAGAAGCAAACAAAUUUAAUCAAGCAUCUUUUUGGUUUAAUUUUCUAAGUGAAAUUGAUUUCAAUCGUCAUAAGCUGGAUCUACAUAGCUGGCAAAAUUUAUUGACUCUUAUAAAUCGUUUCCGCAUUUAUUGUCCAUCUAUUAUCGAUACUAUUGCUCCAAUCGUAAUAAGAAAUGCCAAUGCCUAUAUUCAAGAUCGUCAAAUUUCACCUAUUCCAUACAUUCGUUUGAUGGCUGAGUGUUAUCAUAAACCAUUAACUGCAAAUUGGGAUAAAUUUUUGUCCAUUCUUCUACACCCUAAGAAAUUGACUGAAGUUCCUGUUGACAGGUCUUUAUCAUUACUUUCUCGUCUUGCAAUUUUAGAAGAUUACUCUAAAAUUCGAGACUUUGAUGCAGAUCUCAUUAAAUCUUCAUUGACAGCCCACAAAAAUUCAGCUCAAGUAAACGUCUACUAACCCUCUACUCUGGACUAGCUCAUGAAGCUGACAAUGGCAAUCAAAAAUGGUCGAUUAAACGAGAAUUUUAUCCUCUCGUAUCAAAAGCUAUUGUACAAUUGAAUAGAGAAUUGCGAUUCGGACCAAUAUCACCAUUACAGUCUACUCUAGAAACCCUCUUUGGUGGACCAGAGUUUGUUGUCCAUGGAGUCUGGACUAAAACUGGUCUUUUGAUGCACCAUCUUCUUGUAUUUAGACGUGGUGAAUAUCCAGUUGCUAUAAGAAAUUUAGAAUCUAAUUUUCAUUAUGAAUCAAAAAUAAAUUUUCUAUACGAGAUUCCAGUGCCUUCUGAAGCCAAAAUAGUUACCGUUGUACCAGCCUAUAAAUACUUUUAUUCUAAUCAUUCAAGAAAUUUGAGAGGAAAAAUUCAAUUUAAGUUACGUCUUAUUAGGAAACUUGGCAUUACACCUGUUCUGGUCGAUAUUUCUGAAUUUGAAGAUUUAUCUGCUCAUGAAAGACCACAUUGGUUGAUCACAAAGAUUAGAAAGAAAAUCAUGGAGGAUAAUAACGAUGCUUGGGAGUUUUGGAGAUGAUCAGUUCAACUUUACUGAUUGGAAAUCAGUCAAUGAUGCUUGCAUCUCCAAUCAUGUCAUGUUUGUUUCCCAAACAAAUCAUAUAAAAACAUUUUGUGUUCACUCAAUGGAAGCGAUAAAAACUUUCACGUAUUUUAUUUACCGAUUUGACCAGAGCUUAACGAGUCAUUUGUUAUACUUAUCCCUAUUGAUUGAGCAUUAAAAUGAAGGCAUUCGGCUGAUCUCGAUGAUUAUACUCCCGAUGAUGCCAAAGUUGCUUUACCAUUUCUAAUACUUGACUUCAUACUUGUUACAUCACUUGCUGUUCAACUACCACCAACAGGCAAUCCAUGAAAGUGGACAUUACAGCUUGAAGUAAUUGAAGCAAAUCAUGAAUGGAUUGAACUACGAUUAUGCCAAAGAUACCUAGUUAGUGACUUUUCUUACAAUGUAAUACUAUAAUAUAAUGAUGUUUAGAUGCCACUUUGACAGAUUAAAUAGAUUUUUCAUCAUAAA
This is a messenger RNA of Tetranychus urticae (two-spotted spider mite), 2893 nucleotides long. RefSeq lists its product as uncharacterized. NCBI's taxonomy places the organism in Eukaryota, Metazoa, Arthropoda, Arachnida, Trombidiformes, Tetranychidae. The record is from RefSeq and is a predicted model, not a curated record.